AACAUCAAACAUCAAACACUUGUAACAAUACACAAGCUACCAUGGCUACCAAAACACAAUGCUAUCACAUCUCUUUGACAUUGCUUUUCUGCAUGGCAUUCUGGGCUUUUCAAGUCACAUCACGCACUCUCCAAGAUGCCUCCAUGCAUGAGAGGCAUGAGGAAUGGAUGAUUCGUUACGGCAAAGUUUAUAAGAAUCCUCAGGAGAGAGAGAAACGUUUGAAAAUAUUCCAAGAAAAUGUAAACUACGUUGAAGCCUUCAACAAUGCUGGCAAUAAACCUUACAAGCUUGGUGUUAAUCAAUUUGCAGACCUCACCAAUGAGGAGUUCAUAGCAACAAGAAAUAGGUUCAAGGGUCACAUGUGUUCCUCUAUCACAAGGACAACCUCGUUUAAGUACGAAAAUAUGACUGCAGUGCCAUCCUCAGUCGAUUGGAGGCAAAAAGGUGCAGUUACACCAGUCAAGGACCAAGGCCAAUGUGGAUGUUGUUGGGCCUUUUCUGCUGUCGCCGCAACCGAAGGAAUUCAUGCACUCACUGCUGGAAAAUUGAUCUCUUUGUCGGAACAAGAACUUGUUGAUUGUGACAUAAAGGGUGUGGACCAGGGUUGUGAAGGUGGCCUUAUGGAUGAUGCUUUCAAAUUCGUCAUCCAAAAUCACGGGCUCAACACCGAAGCCAAUUACCCUUAUCAGGGUGUUGACGGACAAUGCAAUGCGAAUGCAGCAGUGAAACAUGCUGCUACCAUUACUGGGUACGAGGAUGUCCCUGCCAACAAUGAGAAGGCACUGCAGAAGGCUGUGGCCAAUCAACCUGUGUCUGUAGCCAUCGAUGCAAGCGGCUAUGACUUUCAACUUUACGAGAGUGGUGUGUUCACUGGGUCAUGUGGAACUGAAUUAGAUCACGGUGUCACAGCUGUUGGAUAUGGCGUUAGUGAUGAUGGAACUGAGUAUUGGCUUGUAAAGAACUCAUGGGGAACAGAGUGGGGUGAAGAAGGCUACAUUAGGAUGCAAAGAGGUGUGGCUGCUCAAGAAGGACUAUGUGGCAUAGCUAUGCAAGCUUCUUACCCUACUGCAUAAUCAAAAUAGUUGGACCCUGUUAUAAUAUGUACAAUUCUAUGUAUCCUUUUAAGAACUCAUUCCUGUUAUAGGUCGUGCAUAUCGUUGUAUCCUUUCCACCAACAUUGUAACCAAAAUGUUAUCAGUCAAUUACUAAUGAAAAGUAUAUCACAGUUAUAUAUAUAGUACAAACAAAAGGCAUCCUUGGAGAGAAAACUAAUUUUCCUAAUAAAGAAUGUAUAACUCUUUACAGAACGUUGUACAAAAUGAAUUAAUCACGUUGGACUCAGUCUAUAAAAUAUGAAUUCGACGGCUAAUGCACAAAGUAUAUCACGUUGU
Molecule: messenger RNA, 1391 nt
Organism: Vigna radiata var. radiata (mung bean)
Lineage: Eukaryota; Viridiplantae; Streptophyta; Magnoliopsida; Fabales; Fabaceae
Product: senescence-specific cysteine protease SAG39-like
Exons: 2
Coding region: 42-1073 (343 amino acids)
Cellular component (GO): lysosome
Molecular function (GO): cysteine-type endopeptidase activity
Source: RefSeq, a predicted model, not a curated record